Molecule: messenger RNA, 4906 nt
Organism: Culex quinquefasciatus (southern house mosquito)
Lineage: Eukaryota; Metazoa; Arthropoda; Insecta; Diptera; Culicidae
Gene: Lk6
Product: serine/threonine-protein kinase MARK2
Exons: 6
Coding region: 1028-4000 (990 amino acids)
Biological process (GO): peptidyl-serine phosphorylation; protein autophosphorylation; intracellular signal transduction
Cellular component (GO): cytoplasm; nucleus
Molecular function (GO): calcium-dependent protein serine/threonine kinase activity; ATP binding; calcium/calmodulin-dependent protein kinase activity
Source: RefSeq, a predicted model, not a curated record
GGCAACAGUGCUCGUCAGUAGGAGUUUGAACAUCGAAGGAGCGAGUAAUGGAAUAGCCGAAGAGAGAGCAGGGAGUGGAAGAACCGCUAUUUAGCGAAUUUGUUUUAGCCACCACCGUGUCGUCACCAUUUUUUGCAGUCCAGUUGUUUUACUGCUGCAAAAAAGCGGAUCAACGCGCGCGGCAAAGUGCAUCCGACCGACCGACCUGCUACGAUUUGAUAUCUGUGCGUGGGAGACCGUGUCUGCGAUCCUUUGUACGACGAAUUUCAAGUUACGGGAUCGGGAUCGUGUUUUUCUCGGUGUGUAUUUUCCGUCGAUGAGUUGCGACCGCGUACGUGCGUGUGUGUGUGAGUGAGUCGACACCGAAAAAGGGCUAAAUUUUCGAUGAAGAGGUCAGCAAAUUGAUUUGGCGAAUUUUUUUGGCUUUGGAGAAGAAAAAAGUCGCAAUUUGUAAGCGGUAGGAAGAAAAGCAAACCAGCUAGCGAAGGAAAGAAGAAGCAGCAUCGUGUGAAUAUCUGUUGGUCGCGCACAUAAAGGAAAAGUUUUUUUUUUGGGUGCCGCUGUAGUGGUGCGUUUACCAUAUCUCUCUCACCAAUACAUCCAAACCCGAAAUUGCGUGACGUGACGACGAGUUCGAUCGCUCUACUCGGGAACACCAAAACAACCACGGCCUACUGUGCUGCUGCUGUGUGAUGGUUUGGCUUGCAUGAAUCGGAUGUCGGAGUCGUCAUCUUGAAAUCCCGGAGAUCACGUACCCACUCUUGAUUUUUAUUUCCUCGCGCGACUCGCGGGCUGAAGUCGGAGGAACGAAAAACGAGGUUAGAGCGCGCUGACUUUGGUUUUCUAGCCGGAGCACAAAGUAGGGCGACGAUUUUGUCUGUUUUUCUCUGCGUGCUUGCGAGGAAAAACCAACGGAAGAAAAAAAGGCCAGGUUGUCCCGGGUUCCAGCUUCCGCGUCCCUAGUGACAGUGUUUUUUUUUUGAAGAGUUCAAACUUCGGGUCGAGAGAGGAAAUCAACGCCGCAACCAUGGUGGAACGGAUUGUCGAGGAAACAGCUGAGGCAAAUAUAGAUUCGCGAAACGCCGCCGAGGUAGCCCGGUACAGCAGCGAGGAGAUAUCGGGCAAUGAGUCAAACGAGGUACGGAUGACCGAUGCGGAGCGCCAGGCCGACUUCAAUCGCCACAAGGAGGAGAUGAAGCGCAAGCGACGCAGGAAGAAACGGGCCAGCUCGUCGAUGCAAUCAUCGUGCUUCCAAGAGUUGUACAAGCUGACCGGCGAGGUGCUUGGUGAGGGCGCGUAUGCUUCGGUCCAAACGUGCAUCAACAUCUACACAGAGCUGGAGUACGCGGUGAAGAUCAUCGACAAGAUCCCGGGUCACGCCAGGGCUCGGGUGUUCCGUGAGGUGGAAACGUUCCACCACUGCCAGGGCCAUCCGAAUAUCUUGCAGCUAUUGGAAUUUUUCGAGGACGAGGAAAAAUUUUACCUAGUGUUUGAGAAGAUAAACGGCGGACCGCUGCUGACCCGCAUCCAGGAGAACGUGUGCUUUUCCGAGUACGAUGCGGCCCAGAUCAUUAAGGAGAUCGCCUCCGGGUUGGACUUUCUGCACAAGAAAGGCAUCGCCCACCGGGACCUGAAGCCGGAGAACAUCCUGUGCGUCUACCCGGACAAGCUGUGUCCGAUCAAGAUCUGUGAUUUCGAUCUCGGCUCUGGGAUCAAGUUCACCACUAACAUUUCGUCGCCGACGGCCACGCCGCAACUGUUGACGCCGGUCGGAAGUGCCGAGUUUAUGGCGCCGGAGGUGGUGGACCUGUUCGUGGGCGAGUCGAACUACUACGACAAGCGGUGCGACCUGUGGUCGCUGGGCGUGAUCGCGUACAUUCUGCUGUGCGGCUACCCGCCGUUUUCCGGCAAUUGCGAGCAGGACUGCGGCUGGAACCGGGGCGAAAACUGCCGCACCUGUCAGGAGCUCCUGUUCGAGUCGAUCCAGGAGGGUCGGUUCAGCUUCCCGGAGAACGACUGGAUCGACGUGAGUGAAGAGGCUAAAGACUUGAUCCGGGGCCUGCUGGUGAAGGAGGCGCCCAAGCGGCUCAGUGCCGCCGCGGUUCUCAACCAUCCGUGGAUUAAAAUCACCGACGAGGGCGACUGCGUCGACGGGGUGAACUCUAGCGCGAUCAAGGAGAUGCAGCGCCGGCGGGUACUGAAAACACCGGGCAUCAUUCGACGCAAUCAGUCGGCCCGAGAACUGUCGCACUUUGCCGAGUCGGCGAUGGCCGUGAAGCGCGUCAUUUUGCAGCAUUUCUCGAUGCGCUACGAUUACAUGAACAAGGAGCGGCCAAAUAUCUAUCAACCAGCAGAUAUCGUAGUGCCAUCGACAAAUUGUGAACCUGAGGUGGCUUUGGUGGCCGGUCCCGAGAAGCCCCAGCAGCAGGACACUUUGGUGGUUCGAACUGAACCACAGCCUUGUCCUCCAUCGGUUGCCCGGUCAAGCUCCGUUAUUCAGGUGCAGCAAAAUACCGGUGGUGGAGGUGAACGAUACGAUGCGGACGAAGACGUUGGUUCGCUGACGCCCUCUCCCUCGACGUCACCGUCGUCCGUGUCUUCGUCCUCUUCAGCAUCUUCUACUGAUGUUCAGCGUUGUGAAGCCGACGCUGUGUACAUCCCCAUCAAAAAGUCAUCUUCGACUUCUACGCUUACGCCGGACGCGUCGCCGGAUACUUCGGCUUCUUCUCUGGUCCAAGCUGCCACCGUCGUCGCGGAUGGCAUCGAUUCCAUCACCUCAGCAGUACAACAAUCACAAAAACAGCAGAACCAGCCAGAGUCGCCGCUGGCAGUCAUCAGGGAGAAGAGCGCUCCUCCGUCCAUCUCGUCCAGCUCGGUUAAGAUUCCGCCCGAGCAAAACUGGCGAUAUCGGGGCCGCGACGACGACGCACACAAGUUUAAGCAUCCGUCGUCGAUUCUGGGCCCAAGCUACAACAAUUCCUCCAGGGCACGGUACAAUCAGCAACAGCCGCCCCAGCAGUACCGUAACUUUGGCUCGUACAACAAUUACUACCACAACAAUCAAUACAACCAGAACGGAGGCAAUGGCGGCGGCGGAAGUGGCUCCGGCAAUCAUCAUAAUCAGUAUCGGAACGGCGGGUCAACCGGAGGCGGUGGCAAAUCUUACUCCUAUCGCCAACCGAAGAGCAAUAAUAACGAAACGGGUAGCAUCGAGAUCCGUACGCAGCCGCAGCAGCAGCAGCAGUCAUGGCGUAGCCGUCAGAGCAACUUCUACAACGAUGACGACGACGAGCUGGCCGACGGAUCGCCUCACCGCCAGGGCACCGGCUACAGUACCAACAAUGCACGGACACAAUCGGCCAAGUCGGAUGCACCGGGUUACAUCCAUGGCACAUCUAUCAACAACAAUCCUAAUCACCAUCAGUACAAUCGUGGAGUAGCGGGAGUAACGACUACCAACAACCGGGUUAGUGUCACCGGUGGUGGUAGCGGUGGCGGCAACUAUCGUCAGCAGCAGCAGCAAUAUCGCGAGCCGAUUCCAGCGGCUGGACCUGGAAUGAUGAUGCUCUAUGACGACGGGGCCGGCAGGGGACGGACGGACGGAAUUGGAGGAGGAGGGCGCAAGCCGACACAAAAUAUAAAUACUUUGAACUGUGAUCCAAUAACAAAUAAUACUACUAAUAAGUAUAAGCAUAAUCCUACACACUCAAACACAAUUGUUACCGCGCUGAAGCGAGAGACGAAGAACGGCUACCAGUCGAUGAUUGGAGCGCUGCGCAUCAGCGACAUGUACGACGAAUACGGCUGCAACGGCAACAACGCCGGCCUGACUGUUGGCCUCUCGCCGCCGAACGAGUCCUUGCUGAUGCAGCGUCGGCUCUCGCUGAAAUCGCGCAGCAUUUGUAACCCAUCGACGGACUCCAUUCAGCAGCAGCAACAACAACAGAAAAACAAUCAUCCAUCAUCACCACUACUACAACAAUACAAAUACAACUAUUAGCAGCAGAAGCAGCAGCAGCAACAACCACAUCAGCGCCAGACGCCAAACAACAUCAUCACGACAAAGAGUGGUUGAGCGCUGCCCCGAGUGCGCGCUGGAAAGCCGUUUUUUCCCUCUCACAUCUCAUUUCUCUACUGCUUUUCUGUUUCACUCUCUCUGCGCGGAAUUGUUUUUUUUUUUUCUUUUAAAGUUCUGUUUCCCACUUUCAUCCGAUUUCCCCGGCCAAGAUGAUUAUUUUUUUGAAAUUGUAAAAAUUCACUUUUACCCUAUUUUAUAUCUUUAAUUGCAAAGGUAGCAACACUUUCAAAAAUGAUUUACAAAAGCAAACGCGUUUAGGAGUAACAAUCUUUAUUUUUUCCACUCUCUCUUACGUUUGCUCUACAUUAUAUGUUUCGAACGUGUAGUACAAUGGCAGCAAAAGGAAGAAGGAUCAUCUAAUAAAAAAAAGAAAGAAUGCAUACACAAAUAUUUUGGAACGAUAACCGCGAUGCGUAUUUUUUUUUAAAAUUAACACAUCAACAACGACCUACCUUCAUUAACACACACACACACACUUUGUACGUGACGAGCGCGCAUAAUUCCCAAACCAGCAGCAGGUUGAGUUUGUUUUACUACUUUAAAGAGUGCAGUGCAGUGAGCGACUUUCCCCCCGUCUUGAAGAAGAUAAUUGUUGUUAUUUUACUGUUAUUUUAAAAUAUCGUUCACUCCACAAAGAUAGAGAGAGAUGCUACCCGGAAAACAGGAGGGGGAAAGCUGACCAGCACUAUCACUUACACAAGAAUAAACCACAAUAAAGAAGGGGAGAGAGAGGCUAGAAGACAGAAAAAGAAUCAAAUUCUUGAAAAAAAAAUAAUAAGUUACAUUUAGUAACAUGUGAAUGCCAUUGCUUGAAUUCUGUGACAACAA